GGAUUCAAAGAUUGUUGUCACAUUUCUUCCUGCAGGACAUUGUCCAGGAUCAGUCAUACAGUCAGCUUAGCAAGAAAAAUUUAGGGUUAUUGAAAACUGGCUUCUGAAAGCAAAAGUCCUUAACUUUGAAGAUUUUUCUUGAAGGUAUGAAUGGCACAGUGUUAUACACUGGUGAUUUUCGUUGGGCUGUUGGAGAUGCUGCUAAAUCUUCAGCUUUGUAUUAUUCCUUUAGUCAAGUUAAAGAUAUUCAGAGUGUUUAUGUGGACACAACAUUCUGUUUUCCAGAAGCUCUAUAUAUCCCAAGCCGCGAUGAAAGUUUUGAGGCUGUAAAAAGCUUAGUGCAAUGGUGGUUAAAUUAUGGGACAAAUCGUGUUGUUUACUUCAGGUGCUCUGCUCAAUUUGGCUAUGAAUACAUGUUUAUAAAGCUUUAUCAAGCUUUGAAUAUGAAGGUACACGUGAAUCAUCACACAUUGGCUAAGUACAGUGGUAUUAGUGAGAUAGAGGAGGUUUUAACUGUUAAUUACAAAUCUACAAAAUUGCAUGCAUGCUAUAGAAGUGAUAAGGCUGAGGAAGAUAUUAAAACAACCAUGUCAUAUCUGCCUUGCUGUUAUCAACCUACAGGGUACAACCAUAUGGAGGUACUAACAAUCAAGCUUUGUGCUAUGUGGUAUGCUCAUCAUGUUACUGUCCAGAGUAUUAAGUACAGUGCCAGACAAAAUUUCUACCGAGUAUGUUAUUCAAUGCAUUCUUCAUUGACAGAGAUACAGGAUCUGAUUAGACAUUUGAAGCCAAUUAAUGUCUAUCCAAAUGUUGUACCCAAAGGGUCAACAGUGUCAGAGAUAGUAAGGUGGUUGCAGCCAUUCUGUCGUUCAGGUCAACUCCAGAAACAUGAUUCUGAGCAAUCAGCCCCAGAGCAUGUUCCUCUAGGGAAGCUUUGCAGUUCUAAACAUAUAAAAAAUAUUCCAUUUUGUGAAAAGCAACUAAUGUUACAAGGUAAACAAGAAUACAUAUCUCACCACAACAUCUACAAAACAGAUCAUCAUAGUUCACAGAUUUCAGAGUCUUCUUCUGAUAUCACAGAUUCCCAACAUACAGAAAAAGAAAAACCAAAUGAUUCAUUGAGUGAGUACAGCUUGAGUGGCAGUUUUUCUGAGUCAGAAGAAAAGCCACAAUUUGUUUCAUCAGAAAUAUUUAAAUCAUGUAGUGUGUGCAAUAAAUCCAAAGAAGUUCCUAAAACGAAAGCUGAAGAAACAACAAUUAACUCUGUAAAGACCCUUGAAGGCUCAUCAAUCAAGUUAAGGAAAACCCAUGAAAAUAUAUUGUUUAAUUCAAAGUACCUGGAAGGCUCAGAGUUUAACAGUAGAAACAUUUAUGAAAACGUAUUAAAGAUUAAAUCAAAAAAUAGUUCAGAAGAUGUUUUGCUCAAUUCUGUAAAGAUACCUGAAUGCUUAGUUUCUGAGUCAAAAAAAGCUAAAUUUCUGGAAAAGUCAUUGUCUUCCUCCGUAAAUAUUACAAACUCGGUGUUUAACACAAAAAAAGCCAAUGAAGAUCUGAUGUCUGAAUCAAGAAAAAUCUCUGGGGACUCUGUGUUUAGCUCAACGCAAGACACUAGAGACUUGGUGUUUGAUUCAAGAAAGAUCACUGAAGCGUCAUUGCUUAGCCCAGUAACAAGGCCAGGAAAAUCAAGGUUUAACUCAAAAAAGACUUCUGAAUAUUCUGUAUCUGACUUCACAAAUAUGAAGUCAGACUUACUGUUUAACACUAACAAGACUCUUAAAAAUUCCACAUUUACCUCAGACAAUGAACUAUUUGUAGAAACCAACUUGCCCAUAAAGCAUAGAGUGCAGAUAUGUGAUAAUGGUAGGAGCAAUAAAGAAGGAAUGAUUUUAAAUUGCAGUAACUCUGUGGAUAAUAAAUAUUUAAAACCAGAAAACUCGUAUGAAACUAAAAAUAAUAAUACCUGUGAUUCAGAUGAUAUGUUACUGUGUAAGCUGCAUGGUUCUGAUUCAUUUGGACAUGUAAAAUCCUCCAAAGGUAAAUAUGUAUCCAAGAAACUUACAAAUAGAGAAACUAGCUCCAGUACUGCUGAAAAUGUUAUUGUUGUAGAUAGUUCUAGUUGUAGUGAAAGUACUAUAAAAUCUUGCUCUUCUGUGGAAUAUGACUUGUCUUCCAGUUUAUCCAACCAGGACAGCAAACAGUGUCCCAUUUUGUUCAGAGACAUUUUAUUCAGCUCUUCUGGAAAAUGUACAAGAUCACCUAUCUUAUCAGAUGUUGGUUCUUCAGGUACUGAUGAUGAUUCAGAUUUAACACCAGACAAAGUCUGGCCUAUAAUGACUGAUCCUUUAACUGUGAAUGAAAAGAGAAAGUUGUUUGAGGAGUCUACCUUGUGUGAAACAGAAGAAAUUCCUCUCAUCAUUUUAGAUGAAACACCCCCAAAUGAUCUACUUGAUUAACAUUUAUGUUGUUGUUUGUUUGUUUUUUGAAGUAUUAUUUUCUUGAAGGGUAAUGAAUUAGGAUUUCAGUAUCAUUGUUUGAAGCUAUUUUUUGUAACUGAAUCCUAAUCAAAUUAAUGGUUUGUAGACAGAAAUGAGUGUUUAAGACAGAAUUUAUUAGUUUAGUAUGUUUAAUAUUAAUGGGCUAUUUUAUUGUAAACUUGUACUGAUCUUAUUGCAAACAGUUCUUGCCCUCUGUCUCUAUAUAUUAGCUGAUGUAUCCAUUCAAGACAUGGGGUCACUGGGGGUUACAUGGGGUGUCAGAUCCAAACAUUGACCUCCUUUGUUAUUCCCCAGGGGGUCCUAAGAGUAUGUGCCAAUAGUUAAUCUUAUAAGUCGAUGCACACCGAAGCUUUUAUCAAAUAAUUCUCUCUAUAUGUUUAUAGUGAGAUGUAGUUGAAAACAGUAUAUCAGAUAAGUCAGCAAGUCUCAAACUACUGCUAAUUAAUAAAUAGCUAAGCAUCAGGGAUUACAAACAUGAUUCACAUUGUAAUAGUGCUAUGUCCACUUAAAAACUAAAAAAGCACAAUUGACUUUCACAA
Messenger RNA from Limulus polyphemus (Atlantic horseshoe crab), 3034 nucleotides. Its product is annotated as protein artemis-like. The transcript has 8 exons. Gene Ontology annotation, molecular function: 5'-3' DNA exonuclease activity; damaged DNA binding. The record is from RefSeq and is a predicted model, not a curated record. Bases 147 to 2453 code for a protein of 768 amino acids. Gene Ontology annotation, biological process: double-strand break repair via nonhomologous end joining; protection from non-homologous end joining at telomere; interstrand cross-link repair. Lineage: Eukaryota; Metazoa; Arthropoda; Merostomata; Xiphosura; Limulidae.